Molecule: messenger RNA, 1400 nt
Organism: Cephus cinctus (wheat stem sawfly)
Lineage: Eukaryota; Metazoa; Arthropoda; Insecta; Hymenoptera; Cephidae
Exons: 6
Coding region: 144-1262 (372 amino acids)
Source: RefSeq, a predicted model, not a curated record
UGUUACUUCUUUUUUGGCCGAACAUGAAAGCGUCCUGAUUACUAUAACCCCUUUAAAUUCCUGUAAUAAAUUUUUGUGUACAGAAUGAAAUGAUUGUAGAAAAUUAAGAAAAAAAAAUUAAGUAAUACACAUAGUUUAGCAAAAUGAAUUCCACGAGUUCAAGAACGUCAGGACUUUCUGUUCAUUCUCCCAACAAGGCAGGAUCGGAGCAGGUUAUCAAGCAGCAAAAUGAUGUUGUCGAAAAAGAAACUGAAGAAAAUGCCAAGACUGAAAUCAAAAUUGUUGAUGACACCUUGGAUAUUCAGCCACUUUUAUACUCAUUCAAAAUUCCUCAAUAUCCAUCACGCGGUGCAGUAAUGUCAGCCAUGCUUCCACCAUAUUGGCUUUACCAGGAUCACGUUUUCGGUGUUAUUUGGAUGCUCUUUCAUAAGGAGAAGAAAUAUAUUGGAAUACCACAACUCCACUGGUGUCUAAGGUUUCUGUUGGAUUUAAAAAAUGCAGAAGGUACAUACGCAGGAGAUGUAAAUAUUUGCAUACAAGCAAUUCAAGACAAUCUUAUUGAACAAUACGCAAAUCUUGGAACGAAGCAGGAACCAGAACGGGAGGUUAAUCCAAAGAUUCAAACACAGUCUGACAUACCACAAGAAGACACUGAUAUGGUAUCAAAAAAAGAUUAUAAUGAGGUACCUGAAGACGAUGGGCAUAAUAUAGUCGAGGCCAAUAUUUUAGAACAUGAUAUUGAGGAAAAGAAGACAAGUCAGGACAAAACUAAUGCGUUUUCCACUAGUACGAAGAAGAAAACAGGUAAAUCCUGUUCAAAAACGUGUGCUAUGGAUGACCGAAACGCUUUAAAAUACACAAAUACUCAGAAAAUAUUGAGUUUAACUUAUAACGAAAUGGUAUCAAGAGGUCCAAGUCCCUGCACAGAGCCUUUUCCUUUGGAGCAGCUAUUCAAAAUGGAUGCGAUAGAUAAACCUUCAAAUCCUGAGAUCGCUGCUAAACUCACUGAAGAUUUAGAACCGCCGAGUAUUCCUUUUGCGGAAAUGGAUUCAGAUGACUUGGCCAAUUUUUUAAACUCCUCAAGGCAACAACAUGUGGAGAGAAUAAAAAAAGAAAUCGAAAGGCUCUACAAUCUAGAAAAGUUUAUGGAAAAUAUAAGCAAGAGAUCAUUUUCAGCGUAUGUAACAGACGAUUUGGCAAGACGUUUGGAUAAAUUAGAUGGCCAUGAUGUUGUUAAUGGUGUGGAAAGUAUGAUAAAAUAAUGGUCCAGUUAAAAAGUACAAUCAACAAUUCUAAAUGCAUAAACGUCAGGAAUAAUUGUACAAAUAUUAUAGAAAAAUCUUGAUCGUAAUUCAUAACUCGUUAUGAAUAAAUAUUAUUAAUCCUGUAAGCACAGUCAA